Molecule: messenger RNA, 2525 nt
Organism: Exophiala mesophila
Lineage: Eukaryota; Fungi; Ascomycota; Eurotiomycetes; Chaetothyriales; Herpotrichiellaceae
Exons: 2
Coding region: 203-2221 (672 amino acids)
Biological process (GO): GPI anchor biosynthetic process
Cellular component (GO): endoplasmic reticulum
Source: RefSeq, a predicted model, not a curated record
CUUGAAAUGCCAUCCCCACAUCGUUCAGUCGAUGAUCAAAGCAACAUCUUUCAACAAAUGUCGUUGAGACGCAUGAGCAGCCCUUGAGUCUCUCAUUGAACCCUGCUGCUUCCAUCCUCACGACCUCUUGCUGCUUCCACCAUCCGCAGCCGCGACAAACCCAGCCAUGAGAUCACAGUCAUAUCCCAUCACAUGAUUGAGCAUGCUGGGCCAGACUCUCCGUCGCCUGCACGCUUCCACCAGUGUCACAUUUCAUCUAUGGAGGAUAUCCUCUCUCUUGGUCCUCCUCUGGGCUAUUGUACUCAUUUGGGGAGAAAGAGUGGUUUUCGAUCGUAGCGUCACCGCUUGUCAGUGGCAGCGCUGGGAGAAAUGGCCUUCAUACGCCCAGCCUCAUCACGUCCUGCUUGUGGCCGACCCUCAGCUUGUUGAUCCUCAUACCUACCCUGAUCGCCCUUGGCCCUUGUCCACCCUCACAAUCUUCUACACGGACAAAUACCUCGACCGCUCCUACCGGCGCCUACAACAGAAACUGUUGCCUGACAGCACUCUCUUCCUCGGUGACUUGUUUGAUGGUGGCAGAGAAUGGGGAGAUGCCAAAUACUCCUCUCCUGAGGAACGCUAUAGACAAUAUGGAAAACAAUUCUGGCUCAGAGAGUAUAUGCGCUUCUCCAAUAUCUUUCUGCGCCCCUGGCCAUAUGGGCAAGCCACCAGUCAGAGUGAGCCUGCUGGACGAAGGCUGAUAGCCUCCAUCCCAGGCAAUCAUGAUCUAGGCUUUGCCCAGGGAAUUUCUCUUGCAGUCAAGAAGCGAUUCGAUGCAUACUUUGGUCCUCUCAACCGUCUCGACAUAAUUGGAAAUCACUCUUUUAUUUCCAUUGAUUCCGUUUCCCUGAGCGCUAUGGAUCAGGUAGAAUACACUACAGGGAGUUCUGGACUAGGUGAUGGCACCUCCCCGGAUACAAAGGCCCAGAAGAUCUGGAAACCUGUCGAAGAUUUCCUUACCACGGCCGGCGAUGUCAAAGCGAGAGCCAUUCGCCAGACCUGCGAGAACAACCUUGGCUGGAGGGACCCAAAACCGCGCGAGCUCUUCUUUCCUGAGCUCAAAGCCUAUCCACGUGCACGCAAAAACACCCAGAACAAAGACACAGAGCAAGUGGACGAAAGGGAUGCCGGCAUGGAUAUGAGACAGAACUCGAUCCGAAACCACGGUCAGGACCUUACCCGCCGUGCAGAGUCAGACGCUCAGUCCGCACCACCCAAUAAAAUAUCCUCGUCAGGAAUUCCAACAGUUGUCCUGACUCAUGUUCCCCUCUUCCGUGCUGCCGGGACACAUUGUGGCCCUCACCGAGAACGAGACACUGCCAUCCCUUUACAAGCUGGCUAUCAAUAUCAAAAUGUCCUGACCCCACUCGUCUCCCAGGACAUCAUCACUCAUCUCCACCAAGAAGUCACCAUGAUCUAUUCAGGCGAUGACCACGACUAUUGCGAGAUUGAACAUAAUGAAUUUACCGGUCGACCGCGUGAAAUUACGGUCAAAAGUAUGAGUUGGGCUAUGGGCAUUCGAAUACCGGGAGUUCAACUCGUGAGUCUCUGGAACCCCGUCAAUUGUGACCAGAUGAUGGGAGGUCAAGAGAUGUCAGUGCCCAGAGACACAGUACAGAACCAUCUAUGUCUUCUGCCUGAUCAAUUGGGCAUUUUCAUCCGCUACGCCCAAACAUUAGUAUUCACACUCAUCAUUAUCAUUACCGCCACAAUUCGAUACAAGCCCUCCUCAGCGGCCGAAUACCGGCAUGGAGGCCAUCCCAAGUCCGAUGCUCUCCUCCCAUUGACCAAAGACUACCCCUCCCGUCACCCUGCGAGCAAUACAUCCUCGACAUCCUCGACCUCCUCGGUCCUCAGUCAUCACCAAAGCGACACCUAUCUCUCAACCCGCAAAUCCAACGGCAACGGAAGUAGCUAUGGCAACAUCCCUGCAUCAAGCCGCAGCUCUUCUCCAUCCAAACCACCCUAUCCAUACGCCGCCGGUACUGACCGGAAUCUCGAAGGAUUGACGUUCAACGAUGACGAUGACUGGGGCAUGCCAUCAGCCACCGCCUCCGAUAGGAAAGCCAGCGCUUCACAACGACGAGGACCAAAGACGCGGCUGGGGUAUUUUAUCAAAACUCUUUGGCAGGUUUCAUGGCCUGUUGUGUGUUUGUAUCUUUGGUUGGUUUGGAAAGGUUGAAUAAAGUAUCAAAAGAAUGAUUGAUUGGAGGGUGUCAUUCACGGACUUGACAGAACGUACAGACUUUGGGAUAUUCCUGACGUAUCGAUAGACGACCCAUCGACAUGGCUAUUGAUGUUUGGGUAUGACUUGAAGGGUGGACAUAUAGGUCAGCCAUAGGGCUCGCUCCCCCGACUCAUAUGGAAGAGAAGAACACAGAAACGACUGGAAAGCAAGGACAUUGGAAUGAAAAUAGUGUAGAACAGUAUCUUUUUCUGGACAGAGGAAGUUCCCCAAGAAUGUUGCAUUUUCCUGACCAUGGUAG